UACGCACAGCCAUCGAUAAGCCAGUCGGAUCCUCUCCCGUCCAGUAACUUCGCCCCCCUCUCCCCCCCUUCUCCCUCCGCCUCAGUUUCUCCUACCUUUGGCACCACCACCUGGGGGGGUCCCGCCGGAUCGCUCGCCCGACAGAGGAGCGCCAUGACCCGCGUGGUGGUUCAAGGGAUGCCGGAGACGGCCGCCGGAGGAGGAGAGAUGCUGACCCGGCGGAGGAGCAAAGGCAGGCGGAGGAAGCGCACGGAGUUGUACGGCAUCCAGAUGUGCUUCGCCGGCGUGCUGCUCGGGCUGGUCGUGGGGCUUCGCUCAGUGGUCCAGAGAGCAGGAUAUGUUUCCAGCUCCUUGGUGGUGGAGGAGGCGAGGUGGGAGAGUCGUCACCUUUUACAAGACGACAACGAGUCCAAGCUUUACUCAGAGCCUGAGAAGAACUGCACUGAACCAGCUAUCCAUGAGUUCCCCAGGGAUUACUUCAGUAAUCAGGAGCGUGUUGACGGAGCAGUGGGCCUGCAUGUUCUCUGUGCGGUCUACAUGUUCUAUGCUCUGGCUUUGGUGUGUGAUGACUACUUUGUCCCCUCGCUAGAAAAAAUCUGUGAGAACCUGCACUUGAGUGAGGAUGUUGCAGGAGCCACCUUUAUGGCAGCGGGCAGUUCAGCUCCUGAACUGUUCACCUCUGUUAUUGGAGUGUUCAUCACCAAAGGCGACGUUGGUGUCGGGACCAUCGUGGGCUCUGCUGUCUUUAACAUCCUCUGUAUUAUUGGAGUGUGUGGUAUAUUUGCUAUCCAGACCAUCCGACUGUCCCGCUGGCCUCUGCUCAGAGACUCUAUCUACUACACCCUGUCCAUCUCUGCUCUUAUUGUGUUCAUAUAUGAUGAAAAAGUGGUUUGGUGGGAAGCUCUCACACUGAUUCUGAUGUAUUUUGUCUACAUUUUGAUCAUGAAGCUGAACUGUUACAUUGUUCAUUUCCUGGAGAGGUGCAAGAAAAACUCAUCCAGUCUGAGGAACGGAGCAGCUGCUAACGCUGAAGUGGACGAUGGCUGUGAUGCUACAGCUGUACUACUGAACAAAG
Messenger RNA from Austrofundulus limnaeus, 1075 nucleotides. Its product is annotated as sodium/potassium/calcium exchanger 3. Gene Ontology annotation, cellular component: plasma membrane. The record is from RefSeq and is a predicted model, not a curated record. Gene Ontology annotation, molecular function: calcium, potassium:sodium antiporter activity; calcium channel activity. NCBI's taxonomy places the organism in Eukaryota, Metazoa, Chordata, Actinopteri, Cyprinodontiformes, Rivulidae. Gene Ontology annotation, biological process: intracellular calcium ion homeostasis; calcium ion transmembrane transport.